CUCCUCCGCCGAUACCUGCUCUGCGCGUGGCCGUGUUCGCGUGCGCGUGCUUCACAGGUAUCAUAUAUUCCUGUUCUUCAGAGCGGUGAAGUUACGCGCGAGGAUGCAGAGCUCUUAUUCUGGAUAUAUUUAGAUGAACCGAUAGAAACAUGUUCAUGUCUUGUAGUUUAUUCUGAUAGUUUUGUUGUUUUUAAAUGGCUUCUUUUCGGUAAUUUUAACGCGUCGGUUUAAUGGGUGUAACAAUGAAAGACAUACACCUGCCAUCCGAUUCAUGCAUCAAUGGUUCAGUAAUAAGGAUCUUUUGUCCCACAUCCGCCUCCAUUUGUGUGUUUGACACGGCUGUUGGCAACACGUCUUAUAGUUUGGACAACUCCAAUAAAAAUUUGACAGUCAGCACACAAUCUCUAGCCAUUGACAAAUGGAGCAAUUACAACUUCUGGACGGGCUUGACACUGGCCGUCCUCUCAGCGUUUCUCAUAGGAGGAAGUGUUAUCCUGAAAAAGAAGGCACUGCUGCGUUUGGCCAAUACUGGGGAGACGAGAGCAGCCGAGGGAGGUCAUGGGUACCUGAAAGACUGGCUAUGGUGGGGAGGCCUUUUGACAAUGGGCGGAGGUGAAGCAGCAAAUUUCGCAGCCUACAUGUUUGCUCCAGCCACAGUGGUGACCCCGCUAGGAGCUCUCAGUGUUCUUAUUAGCGCGGUGCUGUCCUCCCACUUGUUCAGAGAAACAAUGAAUCUGCUUGGAAAAUUGGGCUGCAUGCUCAGCGUACUGGGAAGCACUUUAAUGGUUAUACAUGCACCUGAAGAAGAAGAGGUGACCACACUUAAAGAAAUGGCCGAGAAACUCCUUGAUCCUGGUUUUCUGGUGUUUGCCAGCAUCCUGUUGGUCACUUGUUUAAUCCUGAUCUUCUACGUCUCUCCUCGAUUUGGUCAGUCUAAUAUAUUGGUAUACAUCAGCAUCUGCUCUCUGCUCGGAUCCUUUACUGUGUCCUCUGUCAAGGGUCUUGGCAUUGCCAUCCGCACCAUGUUCACAGACACUUCAGUGGUCCGUAAUCCUCUCAUGUGGAUUCUUUUGCUGACCUUAAUUGGAUCCAUCAUCAUUCAGGUCAACUAUCUGAACAAAUCCCUGGAUACUUUCAAUACUCUUUUGGUUUACCCCAUCUACUACGUCUUCUUCACCACAGUGGUCCUGAGCACGUCUGUGAUCCUUUUUAAGGAAUGGGGUGCCAUGUCAGGAGUGGAUGUGGUGGGCACCAUUGGGGCAUUUUUGGUGAUUGUGAUUGGGGUGAGCAUGCUUAACAUCUUCAAGGAUUUGAAUGUAUGUUUUGAAGAUCUGAGAAGUAAUCUUUGUCAGCCACUGAGUCAGGAGAGCCCGUCAAAGAGGGAGGACAAGCACAUCCUCAUAGAGAAUAUAGAAACUCUGCCGCCCAUGAGAGAGGAAGGGCCCAGAGUCUUCAUCAUCAGCUGAGAGUGUGAAUAUAUAUAUAUAUAUACAUAAAAGUCUUGUCUAUUCCAGUUGUAAGAGCAAAAAAGAAUAACUUGUGUUCUAGUUGAUCAUUUGGAAAAGUGGCAGAAGGCAGUUUUUUUUUUUUGAUUAAUCUGUUGAACUGCAUCCCAAUCAUUACAGAUACUGCAGAAGACCCAUUGGAACCCACAUCGACCCAAGAAUCUUAGAGAAAUCAGUCAAGUUUGGUGAAGAAAAAAUCAUGGUUUGGGGUUCAGUGUGGGGCGUGCAAAAGAUCUGCAGAGUGGAUGGCAAAUUCUUCAGCAAGAUAGUGCUCCUUCUCAUACUUUAACCUCCACAUCAAAGUUCCUGAAAGCAAAGAAGAUCAAGGUGCUCCAGGAUUGGCCAGCCUAGUCACCAGAUAUGAACAUUAUUGAGCAUGUCUUGGGUAAGAUGAAAGAGGUCCUCCAAGAACGCUUUCUUUGCCAUUCCAGAUGACUUUAUUAAUAAGUUAUUUGAAUCAUUUCAGAGAUGUAUGGAUGCAGUCGUCGAAGCUCAUACACAAUAUUAAUUCUUUAACAAGACAAGACUUUUGUCUAAGCAAAGUCAGAUCUUUCUGUCCUAAUUAAAUAACUAAAAUCAAGGCAUGAUCAUAUUUUUUGGUAAAAUAAGCGUAAUCUAGAGGUAAUCUUGCCUUUCAUAUGUCACUUCUGAUACCAAAUGAUCAUAUAGAAGUCAAGUUAGUAUUUGUUCUUCCUAAAACUGGAUAGGCAUCAAGACUUUUAUCAGGUAUUGUACAGUAGUCAACAUUUAAAGUAGAUUAAAACCUUUCAUCAGAGUUGUCCUAAAACUAUUGAACAACACCCACUCUUGUUUUAGGACAAUUUUUAAAAAGUUUUUGAUCCACUUGAAAUGUUGACUACUGCACUGUAUAUAAUUUUGAAAAUGCAGUUUUAUGAUAUCAUCACUCUUUUUUGUUCACUUCCUCUGCUGAAAGCCAUACUGUGAUGCAGUGAUUUGGAUUGGUUACUGCUGAAUAUGGUGAUGAUGCAGACCUUUUUCUUCUACUCAAAAUGGGUGAUGAUUAAUAUUAAAAUAGCAUAUACAGAAUAUGAUGUGGCAGAAUAUAAAAUCCUGCUACUGAGAACUGACAUUUUAUGUAAAUGAUUAUACAGUCAAUACAGUUGGUAUAUUUUUCUGUUUAUUGGAACGGUAUAGGUUAUACCUGCGAAAUAAGACAAAUGAACUGAAUAUAUUUACACAUGCUGUAAAAAAGAAAUAUUUCACAGAAAAUAUGCUGUAUUUGAAAUAUGCUGAUACAUAUAUUACAUACUACAUUUCAUGAAAUUCCUAACAUUUAAUUAAACAGUGAUAUUAGAGGCCAUGCUGUUUUCUAAAUCAAUGUGGCGCCUGUAUUCAUCCUGCAUCAUGCCUCAAGUAUGUCUGUUACUGCCUAAUGCAAAUAUUUAAGGAAAAAUAUGUGUAAUAAUGUUACUUUUUUAAAAUAAAAUCAUUGAAUUCCA
Danio rerio (zebrafish) is the source of this 2965-nucleotide messenger RNA. RefSeq names its product NIPA like domain containing 4 (gene nipal4). Gene Ontology annotation, biological process: magnesium ion transport; magnesium ion transmembrane transport. Lineage: Eukaryota; Metazoa; Chordata; Actinopteri; Cypriniformes; Danionidae. Gene Ontology annotation, molecular function: magnesium ion transmembrane transporter activity. Gene Ontology annotation, cellular component: membrane. The record is from RefSeq and is marked provisional.